This is a messenger RNA of Pangasianodon hypophthalmus (striped catfish), 674 nucleotides long. It is a transcript of the gene pold4, whose product is annotated as DNA polymerase delta 4, accessory subunit. Gene Ontology annotation, biological process: DNA-templated DNA replication; DNA synthesis involved in DNA repair. Gene Ontology annotation, molecular function: DNA-directed DNA polymerase activity. The record is from RefSeq and is a predicted model, not a curated record. Lineage: Eukaryota; Metazoa; Chordata; Actinopteri; Siluriformes; Pangasiidae. The coding region runs from base 163 to 492 and encodes 109 amino acids. The transcript has 5 exons. Gene Ontology annotation, cellular component: delta DNA polymerase complex.
UGUAAAUGAAACGUCAUGACGUCUUUGGUGUACGUAGCCCUCCUCCUCUUCCUUGUUUUGUAAACGACCAGGCCACGGAUUUAAAAGCCCUCGUAGACUGUCGAUCUCCACUGUCAGCAUUAAACCAGUUACAGUUGCUGUCUGAGAUAAAACUAAAGAGACAUGACAGCCAAACGUGGCCUCAUCACAGAUACAUUCAAGGUAGUGAAGAAAGUGAAGAGAGGUGACAGAAGGGAUAAGAAACCUCCAUCACCCCCAGCUGCAGAUGCAGAACUUCCUCACCUGAGUGAGAGAGAGACUGAUCUGCAGGAGCUGAAGAAGUUUGACUUGGACUGGCGGUUCGGUCCAUGUACAGGGAUCAGCCGCUUGCAGCGGUGGGAUAGGGCAGCUCUGCAUGGCCUGAACCCCCCACAGGAGAUUAAAGACAUACUGCUGAAGGAGACUACAGACCCUGACUACACACACAGUCUCUGGCGUGAGUACCCCUUGUGAAGAAACGUGAGUGAAGAAAAUGAGACAGCUAAAGAAAUGAGACAGCAGGGAGAGGGAAUGAUUAUCAUGGUUAUUCUGAUUGUUCAUGUUUGAAUGUUCCUGGGCUUUUUUGUUUUGUUUUGUUUUUUUGUUUGUGCUUGCUAAUUUUUACACUACAUUUUUAUAAAGCAUUUUAUUAAGCA